Molecule: messenger RNA, 1596 nt
Organism: Phlebotomus papatasi
Lineage: Eukaryota; Metazoa; Arthropoda; Insecta; Diptera; Psychodidae
Gene: rasp
Product: protein-cysteine N-palmitoyltransferase Rasp
Exons: 2
Coding region: 25-1575 (516 amino acids)
Biological process (GO): protein palmitoylation
Cellular component (GO): endoplasmic reticulum
Molecular function (GO): palmitoyltransferase activity
Source: RefSeq, a predicted model, not a curated record
GGAAAUUUGAGCAAAAGCGCCAAAAUGGUGCGGUAUUUACCGAUUGGUGAAAUUGGCGCGUAUUUUGCAUUGAAUUUCAUCUUUCUCUGCUACUCAUCUUACAGAGUUUUCAGCUACGGAAAAGCAAUUUACAGAGAAAAUGCAGAUUUUGGAUUUAGCGAAGGCUGGAGGAUAAUUGGACGACCCAAAGAUGAUAUGGAUUACGAAUGGCACAAUUGGAAAAAUUUUCUGAUUGAGCACGCUUUCUGGUACAUAAUCCAUUUGGUUUUUGGACAAAUUGUCCGGAUACUGAGACAGAAACCUUCUCCCUUUUGCUAUGCAGCAAUCUCGUUCAUCUUCAUCUUCACGAGAUAUGGAUUCAUUAUGACCAUUGCAACCCUCGUGAGUGCUUCAGUAUUUUAUGGUCUAGCAAAGACCAGUUCUAAGGCUGUAUUCUGGGCUGGGAGUUCAGUGUACCUCGUGGUAUUGAAUCUGCUAAAAACUGAUGCUUUCUUUGACUUCCUGACCAUGCACACGAGACUUGGUGAACGAGAAAUCUACGAGAUUUUGAUAGUUUUUGCGUGGAAACUGCUCAAAUGCAUUAGUUUUGGCAUUGACUGUAUUGAAGAUCGGCAUUCCGGGCAAUCACAUGCAGAUGAAUUUUCUCUGGAGGCUUUUUUGGGAUAUGUUUUCUAUUUUCCAACUUUGCAUUUGGGACCAAUAAUGAUCUAUUCAAGGUACCGCAAGUCCCUCAAGACAGAAUUUUCUGAAUUGAGUACGGAGAAAAUUUUAUUUUUUCUCAAAGAUAUUUUGCUGUCAAUUUUUUGGAUGAUCUUCCUGGAGGGAGCUUUGCAUUUUUUCUACGUCAACAAUCUCCAGGCCAAUGAGAAGAUUGUCUCAGAACUGGAUUCAUGGGCUCUGUAUGGAUUUGGGUAUUUACUUGGGCAGUUCUUUCACAUCAAAUAUGUCAUUGCUUAUGGAAUUGGAAUGGCAUUUGCUCGAAUGGAUGGAAUUGAUCCACCAAGGAAGCCUAAAUGCAUCUCCCGGAUUCAUCUGUAUUCUGACAUGUGGAAGCACUUUGAUCAUGGACUCUAUGAGUUCCUUUUUCGCUACAUUUAUUGUGCACUCUGUGCAAAAACUUCGUCAGUUGGAAGGAAAUUUCUAGCCAGCUUCCUGACAUUCGUCUUCAUCUUCUUCUGGCAUGGAUUCUACUUUUACAUCUUCAUCUGGUCACUGAUGAAUUUUCUCUGCUUGACUGUUGAGAGCUUCUCCCGGCAGCUCUCGAAGACACCCGGAUACCGACAAUUUGUUCAGACGUACUUCCGGGAAACCUGGGAAUAUCGAUGGAAUGGAGCUCUCGGCACGCUUUUGCUCAUUCCAGCCGUUAUUUCGAACUUUUUCUUCCUGGCCAGCUACGAUGUUGGUGUCAUAUUUGUUCAGAGGACUUUCUGUAGUGGCUUUCUUCACUAUCUAUGCGUCUUUGGAGGUGUCAUCUGCAUCUUCUUCACGUCUGAGUUCAUCAAGCGCCAUGAGAAUGCCCUCAGGGACAAAAACGCAGAAAAAAUGUACAUCACAAGAGAAAUCAUCACGAAAUAAAAGUAUUAUUUUUCCCCUUCA